Molecule: messenger RNA, 1577 nt
Organism: Drosophila navojoa
Lineage: Eukaryota; Metazoa; Arthropoda; Insecta; Diptera; Drosophilidae
Product: ADP-ribosylarginine hydrolase CG3568
Source: RefSeq, a predicted model, not a curated record
AUAAAUUCGCAAUUUCCUAAAACUUAGUGAAAAAUGCAGAAAUUCUUUCAGGACUUGAGUCAAAAAAUUCAACUCAGAAGAAUGAGUGGUUAUAGUGUAUCCGAGUUUUGGCCCAACCCGGCGGCAGGACAUUUGCCUGUGCUCAGCGACUUUGUCAAGCAACAGCUGGUCCUGUGCAAGGAUCUGGCCAAGCCCAGCCAGCAGCCCGAUGCCGUCGACUUGGAAGCGUUCAUGUCCAUCUCCGAUAAGUUUCCCAUUCCGUUCGGCACGGAUGCCGGUCGGGUGAAGUCGCAGCCAGUGGAGCGAAGGCCACACAUACGACAGCAAAUAGCAUCUGCCUAUCCCAUCAUACACGAGCAGGUCUUGUUUCUCUACAUGGACUUUCUGGAGCACAAGCUGAAGUUUGGCAAUCCGAAGGAAUUGAGCGUCUAUAAGGACAUCACGCUUCCGCAAUUUGUGCAGCGGCUGCUGGAGAAGCGUUGCGUCUACUUCGUCGGCAUGUUGGAUGCCUUUAUGCUGCUGGACGGCAGCAUGGGCUAUGGGGGCUUUGAGCAGGUUGGCACCAUGAGCGAGAGUGCUCCACUCGAGCUGAAGAACGUGCUGAGCUAUGACGAGAUCAAGCUAUCGGCUCUACUCUAUGCCUCCACGUACUCGGAGUUCAUCAACGAUGGCUCGCGCACGAAUGCCGGUCGUGUGGAGCAGGACAAGUCGAGGAUUGAGACGGACGGCAUCAUCAUGGGGCUGAUCGGGUCGCGCUUCGGACGCAGUAAUGUGAUGGAGUGCGAGGAUAUCUUCAUAACGCGCGAGCAGAAUACGGCCAAGCGAGGCUACGGCCACUCGGGAUCUGCUGAGAACCGGGUGCAGGACUAUCGCCGUCUCUGGCGCCAGUUCUACGAGGAGCCCAAAGACUUUCGCUUCAACGAUGUGCAGGCAGACGGUAAACGCUUCAUACAGCUGAAACACGACAUCAAGUUCGACAAGCAGGUGAUGGGCAAGCGCUUCGCCAUCAGCUUCGAUACGCUGCUCCUGGAGGCGGAGGCACGUGCCGCUUCCGCCGGCAAGCCGGCGUACAUCCAUGUUGUGGGCAUUGGCCUGGGCGUAUGGAAGGUGUUGGACGAGCAGGAGGAAAUCUUUUUGGAGACCUUUGAGCAGCGUCUGCGUGCGCUCAGCGCUAAGCUCACCCACAUUGGCGUUGUGCACUUCUCCUGGUUCCAUCUGGACAAAUGGGGUGGGCUGUUCGAUGGCGCUUGCAUAGAGGAGCCCACGCAUCCACAGGGCGGCAUCCAGGUGCGCAUCUCUGUACGCAAUCCGGCCGACAAGCUCAAGGAGCCCAUGCUACCCAUUGUUACCUAUGCCUGGGAUGGCAACGCCCUGCCGGGCAACGAGUUCUGGUCGAAAUCGCUCGUCAGCAGCAGCGAUCCGGCUGCCGCCUGCUGCACGCUCAUAACCGAGCUGCUGAAUGCACACAUUAACAAGGAUUACAUGAGUGGCAACAAUCUGCAUAUUGCCUCCAUGCAGCAUGGCGUGCUCCACAUAUCGGACUAUGCCGAGAAGAUGCUUAACCGCGAUCUCUGAGG